AUGUUGCGUCCUUACGCAUUACUACUUCUACUGCCAGCUGCUACUUUGGGGUUCAUCGUAUUGCCAUAUAUUCAGAUCGACUAUGCACAUUAUUUCCGUUUGGCACAAUGCCAAGCUAAGUGCACAGAAAAAGUAAGUGGUGCAGGUGUCAGUUGUAAUAGUUUUCUAUUGGCAAGGAACGGUUUAUGGCGCAGGCCAAGUGGACCCACCAGAUAUGUUAUCCGAUGGAGACAGCGAAGCCAACUCCUGGGGAACAGAGACGAAGCCCAGUGGAUUACGGCUUCGGUUGAACCCGGUACUUUCUUCAAAGUGAGAGGAUUGAUUCCCGGCGUGCAGUACAGUUUCAUGGUGACCGCUGUAGGACCCAGUGGCCGUCUCGGCAACACUAUUACUAGUCCUUGGACAGAGAUUUUAAGCAGUGCCACGGUUAAAGCACCAACACCACCACUGACACUGAAAAACGGUUACAACACAGAUCGCGGGGUUAUAGCUCAGCUGGAAUGGCCAAGGACCCCGCAAGAUUCGUGUUACUACAAGCUCCAGCUCAGCAACAGUUCAUCUCAAACCAACCGGGAUGUUGAGCUGGAUGCAUCCUUCUCGAUUCUCCUACCUCAUCUCGAGUUCGACUCUGACUAUACCGUUUCGUUAGCUGCAGUCUCAGCUGAUAAACUCCAAACCAGCAAAUCGAUCACCGCACACUUCAAAUCGCUUCCCUGCAAAGACAUCCACGGCCGUGGGAGUCUCCAGUGUGUACCUUUAGCUCCUGAGCCUGUAUCCGAUUUGGCUAUAACCGUUCGACCCAAUGGAACAGGAUUGAUCACCUGGACACCGUCAGCUGAUUCACAAAAUAUUCUCUUCUAUCAAGUUGUUUACCAUGCUCUCGAACAUGGAAUAGGCUGUCGGGUGAGAAAGGAGACCGUCAACGUCAAAGCGAUCGUUAACUUCGCAGAAGUGACUUUCCCGGGCCAACAAUGCGAAUACGUGGUUCGGGUCAUCAACUACGAUCUCAUCGGAAGAGAUGCAUCUACAGAAGCACGAAUCCGCGUGGAACCCUCCCCUCCCCUGCAUGUCAAAUUCAUCGUUCGCCCAGAGGUUGUCACCAUUGCUGCAUGUCUCGUAUUCCUUCCAUUCGCUCUUCUUCUUCUCUUCUGUCGUCAUCGUCGAUGCCCCCAUCGAGUUAUGGAAAAACAUCCCAAACUUACCGAAUACGUCUGA
Molecule: messenger RNA, 1215 nt
Organism: Haemonchus placei
Lineage: Eukaryota; Metazoa; Nematoda; Chromadorea; Rhabditida; Trichostrongylidae
Source: the annotation of a GenBank genome assembly